AUGUCCGCGGUUGAGGAGGAUUUGGCCGCGAAGAGGCUGAAAAUCGUCCUGGUCGGUGACACUGCAUCCGGAAAAACCAGCAUCGCCCAAAAGUUUUGCCACAACGACUUCAACAGACAGUACACGCCCACGUCUGGGAUUGACUUUUACCUGAAGAAUCUCAGCAUUGGUGCUUACAAAAAUGUGAACUUACACCUGUGGGACGUUGGUGGCCUCGCGCUUCAUGGAAAUAUGUUGGACAAAUACGUAUUCGGUGCUCAUAUCGUGCUCUUGGUCUACGAUGUCACGAACAGUUGCAGCUUCGAGGUUCUAGAAGAAUGGAUCGACAAGAUCAGGAGAGUGAACAACAACUACGAGGAAGCACCUCUGAUGGCCGUGGUCGGUAAUAAAUGCGACAUGGAACACCAGAGAUCGGUGAAAAGGGAUCGAAGCCAUAAAUUCGCCGCGGAGAAUGGGUUUCCAUCUCACGAUGUGUCCGCGAGAACCGGUGAAGCGGUGUCUCUGUGUAUAGUGACUUUGGCGGCGCAAAUUUUGGGCGUACGACUAACGAAAACCGAUCAGGACUUUCACAAGCCCAUAAUUAUCGCGGAGAUAGGUGACACUGUCGACAUGAGCACUGUUCAGAAAAUCGUGAAAAGGAUUCCAACCAAGAGACAAACACAGCUACCCUUUUACCCUCAUUUACCCACGUCGAAGUCGGCGGUGUGUGUGUUGCAGUGAGAAAUUCGAUCGUUAAAUAAUUCAUAAUGAAAUUAUUUCCACGCAUAGGGACAUAUAUUAGGAGCAUUAACGUUGUACAUAAGAUAUUGAAAUAUUUUUCGUAAAAAUUCCGAUCGGGACCUGAUUGUUCACUUAUACAUAUUUCGA
Messenger RNA from Dufourea novaeangliae, 867 nucleotides. RefSeq names its product ras-related protein Rab-28-like. The transcript is spliced from 4 exons. Bases 1 to 720 code for a protein of 239 amino acids. The record is from RefSeq and is a predicted model, not a curated record. Gene Ontology annotation, cellular component: endosome; Golgi apparatus. NCBI's taxonomy places the organism in Eukaryota, Metazoa, Arthropoda, Insecta, Hymenoptera, Halictidae. Gene Ontology annotation, molecular function: GTP binding; GTPase activity.